ACUCUCUCUCUCUCUGUGUGUGUGUGUGUGUCCAUCUGCGAAUCUGAAGCUCACAGCGAGCACCAGGACUGCAAACAUGAGUCAAACACCACCUAUGAGUCAAAUGAAGUCCAGGAUGGAGAAUGCAGCGAAGAUGAAGGAUGAAGACAAGCUUUAUAAGCGAGAGGGAAUCCUAUACUCGACCAUUCUCAGCCCACCAGAGACCCUGGACAAGCUAAAAGAGCUGGAGGCCAGAGAGGACGACCUCAUCUUGGUGGCGUACCCUAAAUGUGGGUUUAACUGGAUGGUGGCCGUCUUGCGGAAAAUCGUGAAUGCUUCCUCGGGGAGAAAUGAGCCGCCUCCUGAAAGGCCGCCUCUGGUGGAGUUUUUACCUCCAGAUGUCCAAGAGAAACUGUCUGAAAUGCCCGUGCCGAGGCUUCUGGGAACUCAUCUGCACCCUGACCUCAUGCCUGCCUCUUUCUUCACCAAGAAGCCAAAGAUUCUGGUGGUGUUCAGAAACCCAAAAGACACGCUCGUCUCGUUCUUCCAUUUCAUGAACAAAAACCCGGUUCUGCCCAGCGCCGAGUCGUGGGACAAGUUCUUCUCCGACUUCAUGGCUGGCGAAGUUGCCUGGGGAUCUUAUUUUGAUCACGCUCUCGCCUGGGAGAAACGUCUAGACGACCCAAACGUGAUGAUCGUGACAUAUGAGGAUCUGAAACAGAACUUGCCAGAAGGAGUGAAGAAAGUCUCCGAGUUCUUCAACCUUCCACUGACGGAUGAGCAGAUCACCAGUAUCGCUGGGGAGAGUACGUUCAACGCUAUGCUGGAAAACUCUCAGAAAUCUCAUGGCAAUUUCGGCAACAUCUUCUUCAGAAAAGGCGAGGUGGGCGACUGGAAGAAUCAUUUUUCCGAUGUCCAGAGUAAACAGAUGGAUGAGCUCUUCCAAGCGAAACUAUCUGGGACAAAACUCGGAGCCAAACUGAAGUAUGACCUUUACUGCCAGUAAAUGUGAAGAAGACAUGACGUCACAGGCAUUCACGAGGGCAGCUGUUCAUCGACAUCUUUAAAUAUUGUCAUGUUUUGCUACAUUCCAUUGUUUACAAAACUCACUCUGCCAAUAAACCUCAUUUUCUAACAUUUAA
Messenger RNA from Pimephales promelas (fathead minnow), 1121 nucleotides. It is a transcript of the gene sult6b1, whose product is annotated as sulfotransferase family, cytosolic, 6b, member 1. Lineage: Eukaryota; Metazoa; Chordata; Actinopteri; Cypriniformes; Leuciscidae. The record is from RefSeq and is a predicted model, not a curated record. Gene Ontology annotation, molecular function: sulfotransferase activity.